ACAUGAUCAGUGCUUAUGCCUCACCCCCGAGGGCCCAUUGCCGAAUUGGAUAGUAUUGGAAUGUAAUCAUCUCCCCAUCCCCCACACUCUCAUAACGAUUUUUGGGCUAGAUAUUUAACUGGUACCCUUGGGCACCUCCCUUCGAACCACAAUGCCACACAACUACAUUCCCCCGGCCCGAACCAGAAUGUCGCUCGAGAUCGAAGGCACGGGAAUACAGUUACACAUCAUGUCACUACUACUCUUACCAAAUGAACUUCUGCUCCAGAUUUCGGAUGGGUUGAAAGGGGAUUUGCGGGACUUGAGCGCGCUCGUGCGUGCAAACCGCCGGUUGGCGAGGCUGCUGGCGGGCACUCUGAUAGAUCAUGUGUUUAGUACACGGUCAAAGACGUACGGAGAGCGAGCACUAUACUCCGCUGCGCGACGGGGGGAUGCUAUUACCGUCGGGUCACUUCUAGAUCGCGGCAUACUCGGCUUCAUAUGUGGUCAGCCGGGGAAAGAAGAGUACUUCCUCCACACUGCUGUCCAAACAGAGUCGCUCGAUACCAUCCGCACGCUCCUGGCCUGCGGCCUUCCGCCAUCCGUACGAGCCAAGUAUGGGAAAACCCCCCUCUCCAUAGCCGCCGAAACUGGAAAUCUCGGUGCUGUAGGAGCGCUCCUUGAGAGCGCCCAAGUGGAAGUUAACACAAAGGAUACGUGGGGUAGAACACCACUCUGGCUUGCGGCGUGGAAGGGAUACUCAAGCGUUGUCAGGGCGUUACUCGGCAGACCAGAAGUUGAGGCAAACUCUCAACAGAGAAACACUGACUUCAACCGACAUGAAACACCGCUUGCCAUUGCUUGUCGCUGUGGGCACGUAUCCGUUGUGCGGGAAUUACUAGCAGACAAGAGGGUCAACGUUAAUGCCCGCGAUGGUGCAGGCUUCACACCUAUCCAUCUUUCCGUCACAAACUCCUGCAGCGAUAUCCUACGUCUGCUCCUCGCCCACCCAUCCAUAGAUGCCCUCAUCCCGUGUGCGAGCGGGCGCACCCCCCUACAUACAGCCGCAGAGCUCGGGAAUCUAGAUGCCUUCACCCAAUUCCUCCUCCAUCCGCAAAUUACCGAUUUGAAUAUCCUGGCGGCAGAUUAUUGGGCACCGCUUGGCCUUGCAGCAUGGAAUGGCCGAGAGGGUAUUGUGAGGGCUCUCCUGAAAGACGGAAGAGUGAACGUUAACCUGAUUGUGGGAGCGGGGCAGACGGCUCUUUACCUUGCGGCAAGGAGGAUGUGGUUGCGGGUUGUGGGGGAAUUGCUUGAGGCUGAGGAGGUAGAUGUGUACAAGCGGGGGGCGGAGGGUGGGAUGUCGUUCGCAGAGUUUGUAGAGGGAGGGAAUGACUCGCGGAUGAAGGAGUUGUUGAGGGGGAAGGUGGAAAGUGAGCGGCACUGAAUUUAAGUGUAAGAAAGGUGAUGAAACGCUAGGGAGAGUAGUAUAGCUUUCUAAUAAGUUCAUAAAUUUUAAAAUAUAUUGCCUAGAGUAGUUAUACUAAACCAAAAUCAUCAACCAGG
Tuber aestivum (summer truffle) is the source of this 1542-nucleotide messenger RNA. Lineage: Eukaryota; Fungi; Ascomycota; Pezizomycetes; Pezizales; Tuberaceae. The record is from the annotation of a GenBank genome assembly.